Messenger RNA from Penicillium paradoxum, 1056 nucleotides. Its product is annotated as putative protein phosphatase PP1 regulatory subunit Sds22. The record is from RefSeq and is a predicted model, not a curated record. Gene Ontology annotation, molecular function: protein binding. The transcript is spliced from 7 exons. Bases 1 to 1056 code for a protein of 351 amino acids. NCBI's taxonomy places the organism in Eukaryota, Fungi, Ascomycota, Eurotiomycetes, Eurotiales, Aspergillaceae.
AUGAAGAACAAGGAAGGUUGGGACGGAAAAAUGAGAAUGGAGCCCAAAGCUGUUAUCACGAACCCAGAGGCGCUGGAGGAUUCUGAUUACUCGGAUCCGGAGGCGCCCCCGGUCGAGGAGAUUGAGGCCGAUGAAGAUCUAUUGGCAGACGAGGAUGUCAAUUCAGAGGAUAUCGACCUCGUGCAUUGCCGGAUAUCAUCGAUUUCUGCGCUUAAACUGGACCGCUUUCCCAAGCUACAGAGACUAUGCAUGCGUCAAAAUCAAAUAUCGCGCAUCAAUUUUCCUCCCAAUAUCGCUGCCAGUUUGACCGAACUCGACCUUUACGAUAACCUCAUCUCUCACAUCAAAGGCCUGGAGGAAUUCCAAAACUUGACUAGCUUGGAUCUGAGCUUCAACAAGAUCAAGCACAUCAAGAAUAUCUCCCAUCUCAAGAAGUUGACGGAGAUUUACUUUGUCCAGAACAAGAUCGCUCGCAUCGAGGGCUUGGAGGAAUUAACUGCCAUCAAGAACCUGGAGCUAGGUGCGAAUAAGAUUCGGGAAAUUGAAAACCUGGAAACCUUGACCGCGCUGGAGGAACUUUGGCUUGGGAAGAACAAGAUUGUUGAGAUGAAGAAUCUGGACGGUCUAUCAAAUCUGCGCAUCAUUUCCAUCCAAUCCAACCGCCUCACCAAGAUCACUGGCCUCUCCGCUCUCCCAAACCUUGAAGAGCUCUACCUCUCUCAUAACGCGAUAACAGACCUUUCAGGACUGGAAUCUAACGAGUCCCUGCGCGUGCUUGACUUCUCCAACAACCAGGUCUCUCACCUUGAACAUCUCUCUUCACUCAAGAACCUCGAGGAGCUGUGGGGGUCUAAUAACCAGCUUGCUAGCUUCGAGGAAGUCGAGCGCGAGCUCAAAGAUAAGGAGAAAUUGCAGACUGUCUACUUCGAGGGUAACCCGUUGCAGAUGAAUGGGCCAGCUGUGUACCGUAAUAAGGUGCGCCUGGCGUUGCCGAAUAUCCAGCAAAUUGACGCUAUUAUCGAAUGCGAGCGGAUUGAUUCUCUACAUAGAGUGUAA